This is a messenger RNA of Capsella rubella, 1424 nucleotides long. RefSeq lists its product as uncharacterized. The record is from RefSeq and is a predicted model, not a curated record. Lineage: Eukaryota; Viridiplantae; Streptophyta; Magnoliopsida; Brassicales; Brassicaceae. The transcript has 3 exons. Bases 55 to 1236 code for a protein of 393 amino acids.
UCUCGGAUCAUCUAGAAAAGAAAAAAACGAAAACUUUUUUAAAAAAAUAUAUAAAUGAAAAUGAGGAAGCUUUGUCCAAAUUUGGACAGAGAAGACGGGUUAGAGACGGUGUUAGAGGUUCCGGUGCCGGAAGAAAUGUUCGCGAAGAUGGGAAGCAAUGCGGCGGGGAGGUGGAGGAAUAUGCACACUCUCAUGAAGGCACACGCGGUCGUGACCGCCGUUGCGGCUGAUAUCAGAACGCCGGCGUCGUCAUCAUCGAUGAGUAAUGUCAAUAUGCAUUUGCAGUCAAAAUCAGACAACGAGUUUGUGGCCUUGUUGAAGAUCGUUGGAAGUCCUCUUAUUCCUUUUCACGUCCCGCUCGAGUUCUGUCUCAACCGGCCCAUCAAUGAUACUUCCAUCGAGGCGUCGACGGCUAAAUACAUAGUGCAGCAGUACGUGGCAGCAUGCGGAGGUCCAGCCGCUUUGAACGCAGUGAAGAGCAUGUAUGCGGUUGGGCAGGUGAGGAUGCAAGGCUCGGAGAUGGUUGCCGGGGAGGACGAAGGAACGACUACGCCGGUGCGGCUAGGAAAAGGCUGUUUCGAGGUCGGAGGUUUUGUUUUAUGGCAGAAGAAUCCAAAUCUUUGGUUCUUAGAGCUAGUGGUUUCCGGUUUCAAGAUUAGCGCCGGUAGUGACGGCAAGGUGGCUUGGAACCAAUCAUCUACUCAACCUUCUCAGGCUCACCGUGGCCCUCCUCGCCCUCUCCGCCGUUUUUUUCAGGGACUAGACCCGAGAUGCACGGCAAGUCUGUUCUUAGACGCCGUUUGCAUCGGCGAACAAUCCGUUAACAGGGAAGACUGUUUCGUGCUAAAGCUAGAGACGCCGUCAGAUAUUCUAAAGGCUCAGUGCUCACCGAACACGGAGGUGAUCCACCACACGGUGUGGGGUUAUUUCAGCCAGCGGACGGGACUUCUAGUAAAGUUCGGUGACACGAAACUCGUGAGAGUCAAAUCCGGUAGAGGCAAGAGCGACGGCGUUUUCUGGGAGACAAGUAUGGAGUCAAUCAUCGACGAUUACAUAUUCGUUGACGCCGUGAACAUAGCUCACGGUGGUCAAACCGUGACGACGCUUUAUCGGUACGGGGGAGCAGUUAAUCACCGGAGACGAAUAGAGGAGAAAUGGCGGAUUGAAGAGGUGGAUUUUAAUAUUUGUGGCUUGUGUUUGGAGAGCUUUUUGCCACCGUCGGAUAUGAUGCAAUGAUCAUUAGUUAGCUACGGUGGAGAUCAUUAGUCUCUCUGUCUAGAUGUUUUAUUUUGUUUAUUUGUUAAAUAGGUUUCUUAACGGGCAAAAAGAAAAAAAGUAUACAUUUACCUUGUGACAAAAGGAGUAAAUAUGUAACGUUGACGUGGGAGAUUUGAGAGGGUGUAAACGAAUUAUCUUCAUUAGUA